AUGUCGUCUGUGACUGCGGCGAUCUCAGAGGCUGCUUCUGCCUGCAGGGCAAAGAUGGAGGCGGCAGGGGUGAACGAGGCGUGCAUUCGCACAUUUUUGAAGCAGCACGCCUUCAUCAGCAAAGGAGAAACAGGCAACAUUCCCGAGAGCAGCAUAUCUCCCGUAGAGUCUCUCGACUCACUUGAAGACCUCACCGUGCCGGCGGACCCUUCUCUACUGGAGCACCUGGUGGUACUGAAACUCAAUGGCGGUCUUGGCACGGGCAUGGGACUACAGACGGCAAAAACUCUUCUUCCCGUCAAGGAUGGCAAAACGUUCAUUGAUUUUACUGUGCUGCAACUGGAACAUCUUCGCAAGACGUACAGUGACCAUCUACGUUUUAUGCUGAUGGACUCCUUUGCCACCUCUUCUGAGACGAAAGCCCAUAUAAAAAAAUACUCAUGGUUAUUUGACACCUUUGACAAGGAGGUGGAGUUGAUUCAGAACCGUGUACCAAAAAUUUGCCAGGACACUCUUCUUCCCGUUACGUAUGAGGCAGAUGCCUCGUGCGAGUGGGCGCCUCCGGGACAUGGGGACCUUUACACGGCACUCUAUGGUAGCGGUAAGCUGGAUGAUCUGCUUCGCAGUGGGUAUAAAUAUAUGUUUGUAUCAAACGGUGACAACUUGGGGGCAACGCUGGAUGCCCGUCUUCUCGCAUAUAUGAAAUUAAACCAGUUGGAGUUCCUUAUGGAGGUUUGCAGGCGGACUGAAUCUGAUAAAAAGGGUGGUCAUAUUGCCUAUCAAACUGCUUGUUUUGACGAUGACACAGCGCCCGAGCGUCGGUUUAUACUUCGUGAGUCGGCGCAGUGCCCAAAGGAAGAUGAGGCGAGUUUUCAGGACGUUGAGAGGCAUCGUUUUUUUAACACGAACAAUUUGUGGGUGGAUCUUGCGGCCCUCAAGAAGACGAUGGACAGCCACAGCGGGGCACUGCCACUGCCUGUGAUUCGAAACGCAAAAACAGUGAACCCGGUAGAUGGCACCUCAACAAAGGUGUAUCAACUGGAGACGGCAAUGGGCGCGGCCAUUGGGCUCUUUAGGCGCUCUGCAGCAGUGGUAGUUCCACGAGAGCGUUUUGCCCCUGUAAAGACGUGCUCGGAUUUACUUGCGCUACGAUCCGAUGCGUAUGUCGUGACGGAAGAUCAGCGUCUUGUUCUCUGUGAGGAGCGGGCCGGAAAGCCACCGACGAUUGAACUUGAUAACCAACACUAUAAGAUUAUCACUGGUCUGGAUGCGCUGGUGAAGGAUGGUGUGCCAUCGCUACGACAAUGCACUAAACUCAUCAUUCAGGGUCCAGUGGAGUUCCAGAGUGGCACAGUGGUGAAGGGUGAGGUGGUGAUACGCAACAGUAAGAAGGAGCCUUUCAUUAUUGAACGCGACCGAGUGCUGAAUAAUGAAGUGAUGGAGGUUUAG
Messenger RNA from Trypanosoma cruzi, 1449 nucleotides. RefSeq names its product UTP-glucose-1-phosphate uridylyltransferase 2, putative. The transcript has a single exon. NCBI's taxonomy places the organism in Eukaryota, Euglenozoa, Kinetoplastea, Trypanosomatida, Trypanosomatidae. Gene Ontology annotation, cellular component: cytoplasm. Gene Ontology annotation, biological process: UDP-alpha-D-glucose metabolic process; glycogen metabolic process. Bases 1 to 1449 code for a protein of 482 amino acids. The record is from RefSeq and is a predicted model, not a curated record. Gene Ontology annotation, molecular function: UTP:glucose-1-phosphate uridylyltransferase activity.